Trichoderma reesei QM6a is the source of this 909-nucleotide messenger RNA. RefSeq lists its product as uncharacterized. The record is from RefSeq and is a predicted model, not a curated record. Lineage: Eukaryota; Fungi; Ascomycota; Sordariomycetes; Hypocreales; Hypocreaceae. Gene Ontology annotation, cellular component: endoplasmic reticulum; membrane. Gene Ontology annotation, molecular function: 1-acylglycerol-3-phosphate O-acyltransferase activity. Bases 1 to 909 code for a protein of 302 amino acids. The transcript has 2 exons. Gene Ontology annotation, biological process: phosphatidic acid biosynthetic process.
AUGGUGCUCUUCCUCGGCGCCAUCGCCAAGUUCCUCGCCGGCUACGUCGUCCUCACAGCAGCCUCCUACAUGCUGUCCCUCGCCGUCCCCAAGGCGGCCUUUGUGGCCCGCUCUCUCGCCUCGUACAUGACGCUCGUCGCCUGCGCCCUCUACGGCGUGUUCGCCUCCCUCGUCCUCACCCUGCUCGGCAAGCAGCAGAUCGCCCAGUGGGCCGUCGCCCGCGCGUUCCACUACUCCAUGCGCCUCACCACGGGCGUCGAGUUCGACGUCGACGACCCCAACGACUACCUCGGCUCGACCCGCCCGGCCGUCUUCAUCGGCAACCACCAGACGGAGCUCGACGUCCUCAUGCUCGGCGCCAUCUUCCCCAAGUACUGCAGCGUCACCGCAAAGGCCCAGCUCAAGCGCAUGCCCUUCCUCGGCUGGUUCAUGACCCUCAGCGGCACCAUCUUCAUCGAUCGCAAGAACAGCAAGGACGCCCGCUCCGCCAUGGACGGCGCCGCCGCGGAGAUCAAGACGAAGCGCCAGAGCGUCUACAUCUUCCCCGAGGGCACCCGCAGCUACGCCAAGGAGCCCACGCUGCUGCCCUUUAAAAAGGGCGCCUUUCAUCUCGCCGUCCAGUCGGGCGUCCCCAUUGUGCCCGUCGUCGUGGCCAACUACAGCCAUAUCCUGUACAUUCGGGGCAUGGUCUUUAACGCGGGCAAGAUUCCCGUCAAGGUUCUGCCCCCCAUCGAAACCAAAAACCUCACCUCCGCCGACGUCGACGAACUCACCCAGUCCACCCGCGAGCUCAUGCUCAAGGAACUCAUCAGCCUCACGGAAAAGGCCCGCGGGCAACCCAUUGCCGUUCCUGCGUCUCUGAACGGCGCCGCGACGGGGAGGAGCACUGCCGUUGAUGCUAGUAAAUAG